Temnothorax curvispinosus is the source of this 3229-nucleotide messenger RNA. RefSeq lists its product as uncharacterized. Lineage: Eukaryota; Metazoa; Arthropoda; Insecta; Hymenoptera; Formicidae. Gene Ontology annotation, molecular function: protein binding. The coding region runs from base 902 to 2332 and encodes 476 amino acids. The transcript has 12 exons. The record is from RefSeq and is a predicted model, not a curated record.
UCAGGCGUUACGCACGCGUUUCGUAUCCGGAUCCGUGUGCGUGGUGUGCGUUCUCAGUAGAGGCGGAUAUAUCGCAAAUUCUCUCGCGCGCGCGGCAAAAGGGGGACCCGAUCGAGUGUAUAUCGCGAUCUAUCGUGCAGCACGAGCGUUUCCCGCCCGGUCGCGCGCGCAAUGUACUCACGAUCUUCCUGAACUUCGAUUAUUUCUUAACAUUGUCGUCAUCUUCAUCGCUUAACGCUGACGAACGAGAGUGCGUACGAUUUUCGGUUAUCACGUAUUCGCGCGGGACACCUUCGCCGUUUGCAAAAAUGGUUGCUGGAAAAGAUAUACGAGAAGAAGCAUGAUGGAAUAACACGGUGCAAAAUCUUCGAUAACCGGACGAAUCAUUGACCUUUAUUCGCAGGUGGAAGGAUAUCUAGUGAUUGAGUGCGCGAUCGAGAAGAACUACCGUUCAUCGUCGGGUCGUCGGGUCGUCGGAUCGAUCUCGAAACGCUUUUUAUUCUCCUUCGUUCACAUAUUUCUUGCUGCAUCUCGCGGGAUUUUUUCCGACAUCACAUCAAAGGGACCGUCCUUCGUCGGAAUUCCGUUACGUUGAGGCUGUAAUCUAGGAUGAGCUCGCAAACGGAUCAUCGGAGAUACCAUUGGCAAAUGAAACGCACGGCUGAAUAAUGUACUGUGAAGCAGUAAUCUCGCGCUAUCAUUAUUAUGACGUAGCCCGAGAAGAAGGAUGCAGCACGACAAAGGAGGAUAGAAGACACGGAACGCUCGAAAAGAUGCAUGUACAGACUGACGUCUUGCUUCUGCACCGUAAAGACGCACGGCUACAAUAAGAAGCAGAAGUGGAGACGGACACGUGUGCGGAAGGAUACGCGGUCCAUAUCCGGCCCGCCAUCCUGGCGGCAUGGUCUUUUGGGCCACAAUACUAAUCCUCCAAGGAGCUGGAUUCGUAGGCUCGGUGACAGGCAUUCCCGGCGUCCCGGAAAACAUAACGGUGAUGUUCCUGAAUCCGACGUCUGUGCGCGUGUCUUGGAGUACCAGCCAGGUCGACCAGGUCGAGAAAUACGACGUCACGUACAAACCAACCGACGCCAGUUACAGGGUCGUGGCGGUGGUCGCAGGAAAUAGCGAAGCGGUCACCUUGAGCGGCCUUCGAGCUGACACGCAAUAUCAGCUGGUCGUAACCGCCGUGAGGGCCGGAAAGAAGUUUCGAAGCAGACCGAUCGUCUUCCGUACACUCGGUAAGCUUUGCCUUCCUAAGCUUUACCUGUCUUCGGCAUCACGGUCACAUGUGACAGAGCCACCACGCACGUCCCCGCAGCAAGAUGCAGCGGUAACUGGUGGUCCUCUUCCUCCACCUCCACCGUCCUCGCAGCAGCCUCAACCGUAUAUACAAAUCCGCGGCGUCGAAGUGGGCAUAGUAGUGUUAGUGCUGAUAGUCUGGGCGGGCGCGAUAGCCCUGUUCUUCAAUCGCUGGGGCAAGAUACGCAUGCUGCUGCCGUACCAGCCCGACUACAAGGAGCAGCUCAAGGUUCCCGGCACCGGCGUGUGCGCGUCCGCAAACUCCGCGUACACGCAGCAUCCGACACAGCACGCGUGCUCUCAGCAUCUGCACUGGUCGAGCCAUCACGUGGACUCCUUAGACAGCGGGGGAGCUUUAGGCUGGCCGAGAACCUCGAGGCCGCGCGUCAACAGUGCCAUCGACGUGGCCGGCUUCCUAUCGCAGGAAUUUCUGCGACGCCACGGGUCUACGUCCAAAUUGUGUCGUAAGGUUCGCAGUGCAGAUAACUUACCUCUCGCGUCAACGAAUCGCCAACAGGACCCGCGAAGAGACUUCAAGGACGAGAGCACCGAGGGUGACCGAGAAUCCUUCCUGAAACCAAAUCAGGAUGACAAGUCCGAGGAUCAGGACUCGAGGAGGCAGAGCAGUCUCGAGAGCACAACGAAGGACAAUAUAGAAACGUCGCUAUUAGAUCCCAGUCAUCAGCAGCCUUCCUCAAGGGACUCCCCGGUGGCAGCUUCAUCAUUGGUCACCAGACGUUUCGGGGGAUGGCGCACUGGCGGAAGCCACGAGUAUGUCAGAUGCCCCGUGCGACAGCCUGCUUCCAUGGACGAGCGGUGUUAUCGGCGAUCGUACGAGUCCGAGGCCACUCGUCCGCCACGGUACCACUAUCACCGACGCACGGACGCCGAGCGGCACACGAAGAGCUGCGAAUACGCGAGGCGAGCGGCCACGGAGUCGAGCAUCGAGGUCCAGCACUUCGGCCUGCCGAUCCUCAGCGUGAGCGAGCCGAGCCCUCCGGACGAGAGCGAGCGCGUCGACGACUACUUGUAGGACUUGCUUGCCGAGGACUUCCUCAAGGAGCUCCUCGUGUGAUCCGACCGAUCCUCCGAUCCCGCGCGGCACGGUCUCGUCCUUAGUCUUAUUGUUAGAAUUGGGACCCGGACAUUUUGCCCUUCUGUUGUCGAAUGUGCCCGCCGUGUCGACCCGGGACCAACGGCGCCGUUCUGCCGCACGCUAGCGACUUCCCAGAAGUAUUUGCGAUCGGUCCAAAUAAGUCGGAGUGAGGCGGGAGAGCGCGGAUUUCUCGAUCGCGCGCGCUCUAUCCCUGUUCGUAAGUGACACUCUCACUUAUCUUGGAAGAGUCUCCAAAGGUCAUGAAUAUAUUUGCUAUUUGUAUUAUAAGAACCGCGCAGCUACGAGGAGUAACCGACCUCGCGUUUGAUCUGGACUUUGCCUUUUGUCAGCACGUUGGAAAACGACACAAGCGCGAAAUGUUGCCCAUAUAUAUUUUUUUUUUCCCAGUACGUUAGAAGUUCUCUCUAAAAAGAUCAAUCAAAUGUUACAUACGUAGAAACCAGUCAAUGUGUGUGUAUGUGCGUGCAUUAAAUCUGUGUCUUUUUGUAACGUCCCGAGAAAGAAGUGGAGCUGGAUCAAACUUGACCAUCCUUUGUAUCGUAUUACUUCUAAAACGUACGUGGCCUGGUGGAUAAUUUUGUUACCUCUCGAUAUCAUGGAUUGAUUCUAAUUCGCGACAGGAAGAAUUCAACUGGAGUUGUCACAUUUGAAUUCUCGAGAACUAAAAUCAAAUUCACUGCACAUCUUUACUUACGAAGGAAAAUAUCUUAUAGUUGACGAUUUAAGGAUAAUGAAUGAUAUUUUGAGCUUGCAGGCGUGUAGAUCCGAUCAAUUACAUUCUGGCAACGCACGAAUAAAUACGUAAUAAUAACA